Molecule: messenger RNA, 6247 nt
Organism: Triticum aestivum (bread wheat)
Lineage: Eukaryota; Viridiplantae; Streptophyta; Magnoliopsida; Poales; Poaceae
Exons: 12
Coding region: 302-5194 (1630 amino acids)
Molecular function (GO): acyltransferase activity, transferring groups other than amino-acyl groups
Source: RefSeq, a predicted model, not a curated record
CUCUCAGCUCAGCGGCGAGAGAGACACUGCCACUCCCCUUCCUCGCUCCCUCCGCUCCUCACCCCAGCCGCCGCCGCAGCCCCGGCGAGCCCCCCGCGCCCCCCGCCGCCCGCCCGCACGCCGGGGCGCCCACGGGCUCCCAGCCGCGCGCGCCACAGCUCCGGGGCUCGGAUCUCGCCCCGUCCCGCCGCGGCACAAGGCCAGGCCGCCGGAUUCGCUCCCCCGCCCGAUUCGCCGCCGCCCGGGCCGCCUCACCACUUCUCCCUGGCCUCGACGCACCGGGAAUCCCGCAUUCGGCCAGAUGGACGCGGAGGACGCGCUGGGGUUCCGGGAGGACGACGCCAUCCGCUUCAUCUUCGGCGAGGACGUCGCGUCCAGGGCCGACGACGACUCCGCCGCCGGUGCGAGUGCGUUCGACAGGUCGCUCAUGGAGCUCCGCGUCUUCCAGGAGGUCUUCUCCAGGGCGCCGGGGCAGAAGGGGGCCGCCGGGCUCGCGGGGAGGCCGCACUUCGGGGUGGCCGAGACCUCGCUGCUCCCCGGCGCCCACUUCGCCGCGCAGCGGCCCGCGGAUGCGCCCCGGGCCCAUGCGGGCCUCAGCCUCAAGGUCCAGCCGCCCCCGCCGUUCCGCGGCGAGCACAUUGUGUCCGCCCCGGUGCACGCCGGAGCGGGCCUUGGCACGGAGGCACAUGCGCAUGCUCCCCGGCAGCAGAGCAUUGUUACUACAACGGAGGGCAGAGUGGAUCUCGGUGCCAGCAAUGGAGGGCAUGCGCAUUGUUACAAUGAGCAACAACGCGGCACUGCUGUCCAGGAGCAUGCACAUUGUUACAACAAUGGCCAACACGGGACCGCUGCCCAGGAGGAGCAUGCACAUCGUCACGCCGAGCAGAAUGGGGGGAUCGAUGGGCUGGCUCUCGAGCUGGAUGCCGUGCUGCAGGGUUUCUUAGGGUACUGGCCAGGUGGAGGCAUGGCUGGGAGCUGUAACCAGCAGCAAGUGUUUGGUGCAGCUGCUGUCAGUAUCGGUAACACCGUUGACAUGCGCAUGCAAGCGAUGGCUGAAGACAACAACAUUGCUGCUGGGAUGUGUGAGGCAGUCAGGUUUGCUGGCAGCAGCAGCACAAGUGGGGUCGAUGAUCCCAUGCCGUCCUACAUGGACGCGCUGGCAGAGUUCUCACAGUUCCAGGCUGAUCCUUCUCUUGCCGACCCGUUUUUGUAUCAGUGGCUACAAGAUCAGCAGCCGUUCCCGAGCGAUGCCUCAUGCUUAAGUUAUGACCAAGGACAAAUCGUUGACAAUAGCCAAGCGCUGUACACAUGUAGCCCGGCAGAUUUAUCUGACAGAGGUGCCAUAGAAUACCCACACUUCAGCAAGCCAGCCUAUGAUGCCGCAGCGCCACCUCGCCUCUCCCAUGAUUAUAUUGGAUCUGGGCAGUUUCUUGAACUUGACCACCUUCCUGAGAAGGGUACGCCCGAAGCAAAUACUAGUUCACUAGAUGAUGUUGAUGUUCCUCAGUCCAGCAGUCUACAGUCUGUACCACCUGUUGCUUGUACCAAGAGGACUUUAGGCAGGGAUCUUCCUGAUCAGUUGGAAGCGCAUGCGCAAUGCCUUUUCAAGGAUGCUGGCUGGACCAUCAAGCCACGGAAAAGGAAUGACAGGGCUAAGAUGGCAUCCUAUUUCACAGCACCACACAGGGAAGUGGUCCUCAGCUCACUAACUCAGGCCUGGAAGUUUUGUGGGAACAAAUUAUAUGAAGCUUCUCCCGGUUCACAGAGGGGUAAGCAUCCGAUGGAGUGGUCAGACGUUGAUAAGUUUUGGAAGGACCUCACAGAUACUAUGGAGUAUAUCCAGAAGGUACUUGUGAAUCAACAAAGCGCACUCACACUUCUUGAACGGUGGGAGCUUUUGGAUCCUUUCGUUGCUGUCGUGUUCAUCGGUAGGAAAAUUACUGCUCUGCAACAGGGUAGUACUGUCAGAGCUGUUGAUAGUUCAAUCAUUGUUCUUGAUGACAACAAGAAUAUGCCCUCGGAAAGUAAAAGGAAACAGAAAGCCAGUGACCCUUUAACCGCCCGCAAGGUUCAGCCCACUCCUGUGAUCACGGGAUCUGAUUGUGGAGCACGAGCAAUUGAGAGCUGCAGCAGGAGCCAGGCUGUACCGAGCUGUCAUGAUUUGGAAGGUGUCCAGAACAGGGAUAUUAACCUGAAAAAUGGCUACACACAAGGUCAGAAUUGCGGGGCAAUUGACCGAAAUGAGAAUCACAUUAAUCAGAGCACUGAAACCCAGCAAUUUUACUCAGGAGCAGCGCUCAUCAAUAAUUCCGUGAAAAAAGCAAGGAAGAAGCCCAAAAUGACAUCGGAUGUUGAUGCAAAUGGAUUAGAUGGGUUGUACGCUCAAAUAUUUAUGCAGCACUCUAUGGGGAGUGUAUUUAACCAAGACAGCAACGUAGCGAUGCUUGAUUUUUCUAAUCCAGGAAUCAUUAACCUCCCUGGAAAACAUGGUAUUUAUUCUUCUGUUGGCACAGUGAAAAAGCAUUUGAAAGCUGAAUCCAGACCGUUAAAGCUAAAUGGAAACAGCCAAAGCGACAAACUUGGCAUGCUGUUGCCUCCAGAGAGCAAGCAAAUGAGCAUGCUAAAUCGUGAGGGUACUGUUAAAGAACCUUUGGAGCAUACAACCUCAGGACCUGGUUCUGAUGCAAGGGAGUCAGGUUCCAAUGAAACCGCCCCUAUAGAGUUGGUCCAGAAGAAGUUACCUUCAGAGAGCAACCAAAUGAUUGUGUUAAGAGGUGAGGGUACUGUUAAAGAACCUACGGAGCAUACAAUCUCUGAACCUUAUUCUAAUGCAAGGGAGUCAGGUUCCAAUGAAACUGUUCCUACAGAAAUGGUCCAGAAGAAGUUGCCUUCAGUGAGCAACCAGACGAGUAUGUUAAGAGGUGAAGGUAUUGUUAACGAACCUAUGGCGCAUACAAUCUCUGAACCUGAUUCUAGUGCAAGGGAGUCAGGUGCCAAUGAAACUGUUCCUAUAGAAAUGGUCCAGAAGAAGUUGCCUUCAGAGAGCAAGCAGAGUAUGUUAAGAGGUGAGGGCACUGCUAUGGAACAUAAACGCCUUAAAAGCUCUGAACCUGAUUCAAAUGCAAGGGAGUCAGGUGCCAGUGAGAUCGCCCCUGUAGAAAUGGUCUACCAGAAGUUGCCUUCAGGGAGCAAGAAGAGCAUGUUAAGAGGUGAGGGUACUGUUAAAGGACCUACAGAGCAUACAAUCUCAAAACCUGAUUCUAAUGCAAGGGAGUUGAGUGCCAAUGGGACUGUCCCUUCAGAAAUGGUCCACAAGAAGUUGCCGUCAUUGAAGGAAUCAUCUCCUAGAACUCCCCCCAAGGACCCCCCUAAGGUUUCAGUCGACAAUGCUGUUCCUGUUGAGUUAUCCCUUGAGUCUAAUGCUGCUCCCCUGAAAACUGAUUUAUCUCAUGACUCACAAAUCUGCAAGACGAUCGCUGCUAAAAGGAAACCUCAAGGUUGUGAUAAACAUAUCAAGAAAAGACCUCUUGAGUUGCGUAUCCACGACGAUGACCUUUUGAUCACAGCUAUUGUAAAAAACAGGGACGUCGACUCCUACAACAAAUUUGCUGCAAGCUCAGAUUUUUCGGUUGCAAAGUACAAAAAGCUUAAAGGCCAAAAGAGGGCUACCAAACUGCUUGGAAAAGGGGGGACAAACCUAUUGGGUGGGAAGAGAAUAAGUUUGGCACGGAAAACUGUGCUCUGCUGGUUGAUUGCAACUGGCUUUCUGACCGUAAAAGAUGUUAUCCAGUAUCGGAAUCUGAAGAGCAACGAAGUCAUGAAGGAUGGGAAGGUCACCUGGGAAGGCAUUCUUUGCAAAUGUUGCGCAAAAACCUUAUCUGUAUCAGACUUCAAGGCUCAUGCUGGUUGUUGUCUGCCCAAGUCCUCAUUAGGCCUCUUUCUGCAGUCUGGCAAGUCGUAUACUCUAUGCCAGUUGGAGGCUUGGUCUGCCGAAUUGAUGAGCAGGAGAAGUGAUGCAUGUGGUAGGAAAGUCGAGGCGAUGGAUGAAAAUGACGAUACAUGUGGUUUCUGUGGAGAUGGCGGUGAAUUACUUUGCUGUGACAAUUGCCCAUCAACAUAUCAUGAAGCUUGCUUGUCUGCCCAGGAGCUUCCAGAAGGCAGUUGGUACUGCCAUAAUUGCUCAUGCCGGAAAUGUGGGACUCCAGUUAGUGAAAAUGAGGUUCCGUCAUCCUCAGAUAUCUUGAAAUGUCUGCAGUGUGGAGAUGCAUACCAUGACACGUGCAUUAAUCAUGAGAUGCUGCCCUGUGAUGAUAAAAGAUCUAACACAUGGUUUUGUGGGAGAUACUGUAAGGAGAUAUUCCUUGGACUGCAUAGUCAUGUUGGUAUAGAGAAUAUUAUUGACAAUGGGCUUUCAUGGACCCUAUUGAAGUGCUGCAGUGAUGGUCGGAAGCUACAUUCUGCCCGGAAGAUAGCCCAUAUGACGGAAUGUAAUACAAAAUUGGCAGUGGCUCUUACUUUACUGGAGGAAUGUUUCAUUCGUAUGGUUGAUCCUCGAACUGGUGUAGACAUGAUACCACAUGUGUUGUACAAUAAGGGAUCAAACUUUGCGCGCUUAGAUUAUCAGGGAUUCUACACUGUAAUCCUGGAGAAAGGUGAUGAGAUUCUGUGUGUAGCAUCUAUCAGGUUACAUGGGACCAAAGCAGCCGAACUGCCUUUCAUUGCUACUUGUCUGGAUUAUCGCCGUAAAGGGAUGUGCCGAAGGCUGCUGGAUAUCAUUGAAAAGAUGCUGAGAUCGUUCCACGUUGAGAUGUUGGUCCUUUCUGCCAUCCCAGAGCUGGUUAAUACAUGGGUCUCGGGAUUUGGUUUCAAACCUAUCAAGGAUGAUGAGAGGAAACAACUUCGUAACGUUAAUUUGAUGUUAUUUCCCGGGACAUCCCUGCUAACCAAAAGAUUGGAUGGAAAUAUAACUACAAAACCAGAAAAGGAAGAAGACACAUAUAAUGUUUCUGGAUUAACUAAUGGGAAAUGUUUGCCUAAUGGGAAAGCAAAUGAGCAUCUUGAACUCCGUGACCUUGAACUGCCAGAGGAGUUGAAUAAUGAGGUUACAAUGAAUGGUUCUUUGAGAACACUAAAACGUGAAUUUAGUCCUGCAGCAUGGUUCAAUUCCACUAAGCUAGCUGUUGGUGAAGUGUGAUUUCUUGCAAAAUACGACAUCCGGACUCUAUCCUAGGUCAAUCAGCGUUAGCCAACUUUGUCUUGCUGGUCUACGGCUGAAUAAUUAUAUUGAAGCUUGCUGCUGUGGUCAUGCAACUAUUUCCAGGCAACAAGACAUGGUCAUCAGAGCUGAGCUUUGUGUUAUCGGACCAGAGGAUAUGGUCAUCCAUUAGUGUUUACGACCAAGAAACCACAACAUGCAAAGCCAGUGUUUCUGGAGCUGCUUGUCUGAGAGUUCCAGAAACUUGGAGGACUCCAGUACCCGAGCUGAGGCAACCUGGGCAUUUGAAGCACAAGAAAGAUGAGGUCAGUGGUCUGAGAACUGGAGACCCUUGGCCCUCCCAGACAGGAGGUCACCUAAGCUCUUUGCUCGGGCACAAAAGGGCUACCGUGGAGACAGUUUAUAGAGCUGUCUAACACUUGGGAGGCAUAAAUGCAAGCAGUUUGCAGAAGCCAUCUGAGAUGUUCCAGUUGGAGGCAUCAGCAAGAAGGUGCCGCAGGGACCAGAGUAGAUUAUCAUGAAAGUUUUGUGCACUAUUUUGCAAAGAAGAUAGCUAAACGGAACCCUGGCAAACCAACCGUUGCUCUCGGGUCCGCGGGCGCACACGCACUGAACUGACCUUAUGGCAUCCUCUCAAGACUCGUGGGAGUGGGACUAUCUGAGGCAAUGUUGGCGAACCGGGUAGCAUCCCUUUAUCAGAUGCAAACUGGGGCAAUUGCACUACAACCAACAGUUCUGUCGAGAGUCCCUCCGUCCUCUUCACCGGUGCAGUUCAUGUUGGAAUUCGUGCUUGUUCUGCAGGUACCGUGCAUGUAUAGUCGGUGAACAAAACCAAGUUAAGCGCACACUUGGACAGGGGCACGGCUUAGUAAAUGUGUAUGGAUCAAUCUAUUUGUAGUAUUAGCAAAUGUGCAGUUGUUCCUUACUGUACACAAUGCAACAAGUAGACAUUUCUCUGAGUACACAGUAAGUUGUUGGUGCAAGAAGGAAAAAAGAAACAAAUCUCAAAGCUAAGUGAAAAAGUAAUAGGUA